Molecule: messenger RNA, 1538 nt
Organism: Vigna unguiculata (cowpea)
Lineage: Eukaryota; Viridiplantae; Streptophyta; Magnoliopsida; Fabales; Fabaceae
Product: gamma-glutamyl hydrolase 2-like
Biological process (GO): tetrahydrofolylpolyglutamate metabolic process
Cellular component (GO): vacuole
Molecular function (GO): gamma-glutamyl-peptidase activity
Source: RefSeq, a predicted model, not a curated record
UUCGCAAACGCUAUAUCAAUCCGAUCUGGAACAUCAUCAUCCUCAAUUGUUAAAAAAUCGCACCAAUCUGGUCCUUUGAUUUAACUUAAUCAACAAUAAAAUCAUCAAUUAAAAUAUAGUUUAAUGGCGAGUGUUCCGUUAUAGACACAUUUUCAUUUUCUCACUUCACUCACACGCUUCUCCAACAUGUCAAGCGACGCCGUUUGGGUCCUCUUCCUCUUCGCCUUCUCCCUCUGCCCUCUUCCCUCCGCCGGGACCCGCUCGUCAAUCGUCCUCCCGAGUCAACUCGGCCGUGACUCGCCGUCCAGUUGCCGCGCUCCUGAUCCCAACCUCUAUUACCAGCCGGUCAUCGGAAUCGUCAGCCAUCCCGGGGACGGCGCCUCCGGACGCCUCAGCAACGCCACCGGCGUGUCUUACAUCGCCGCCUCCUACGUGAAGUUCGUGGAGGCCGCCGGCGCCCGAGUUGUUCCCCUCAUUUACAACGAGCCGCCGGAGAAGCUUCUGAAGAAGCUCGAAUUGGUAAAUGGAGUUCUCUUCACUGGUGGAUGGGCUAAAAGUGGAUUAUAUUUUAAAACUGUUACGAAAAUAUUUAAGAAAAUUUUAGAGAAAAAUGAUGCUGGAGAUCAUUUCCCAUUAUAUGCAGUUUGCUUGGGUUUUGAACUCAUAACGAUGAUCAUAAGUCAGGACAAUAAUAUUCUUGAAGAGUUUUCUGCAUCAAAUCAAGCAAGUACUAUUCAAUUUGUGGAGAGUGCAAAAGUGGAAGAAACUGUUUUUCAAAGAUUUCCUCCAGAGUUGUUAAGGAAGAUGACUACAGAUUGUCUUGUGAUGCAAAACCAUCGUUAUGGCAUUUCUCCUGGAAAGCUUCUGGAUAAUCGGAAGUUAUCUAGUUUUUUCGAGAUCUUGACAACUUGCACGGAUGAAGAUGAUAAGGUUUAUGUUUCCACUGUAAGUUCACGAAACUAUCCUGUGACUGGCUUUCAAUGGCAUCCAGAGAAAAAUGCCUUUGAAUGGGGUUCACCAAGAAUUCCACACACUGAAGAUGCCAUUCAGAUAACUCAGCAUGCUGCAAACUUUUUGGUCAGUGAAGCUAGGAAAUCCAUAAACAGACCAGUUAUUCAAGAAUUGCUAGACAAUCUCAUUUACAAUUACAGUCCCACUUAUGGUGGGAAGGCUGGGAAAGGAUUUGAUGAAGUUUAUUUAUUUGCUGAAGCCUAAUGCUGGAAAAUACUUUGUAUGCACAGUAAUCAUAACGAAAAAGGAUGUAUUCACGACCAAAUAUCAUUAUUGUGAUGCAGAGUAAUGAAGAUGGCUUGUAGAGAAAAUUGGUAACUUUAAGACUAUUUUUCUGUUGAAGAUGACUUGUAGAGCUUUCAGGAUUAUUUUCUGAGGCCAAAAGUAUAAAGUUGCAUUGUAGAAGGAUUUGGCACAUGGACCAUGAAGGGUGCGUCUGCACAAAGCAUUGCACAUUUUGGAUUUUGAAACACACUUAAUGGACCAUAAAAAAUGAGGCUUAAGAGAUUAAGGUGUAUUUAAAGAAA